Molecule: messenger RNA, 4145 nt
Organism: Salarias fasciatus (jewelled blenny)
Lineage: Eukaryota; Metazoa; Chordata; Actinopteri; Blenniiformes; Blenniidae
Gene: matn4
Product: matrilin 4
Exons: 21
Coding region: 328-2931 (867 amino acids)
Molecular function (GO): calcium ion binding
Source: RefSeq, a predicted model, not a curated record
GAAGGUCACGGAGCCACCGAGACGAGACGCGCUCCCUCCGUCCACAGCCGCAUUUUCACGUCCACGCGCUCAUUCCUCACAGGCCGGCGAGGCUGCAGCGCGUAGUGGAACCUCCGGGAGCUCCAUCCUCACCUCUCCGUCCCCGGGACGCCGUGCGUGACACCGUGCGUGACACCGUGUGUGUGUGUUUGGGACCUUUCCUCCCGGAGCUCCAGCCUACCUGUCCCAGCCGCCGCUCCUCGGCGCGUCGUGUCCGGACAGCAGCGCGCCCAGUUCGCUCCUCCGCAGCGCCAAACGCCUUCGCAGAUCCGUAUCAUCGGGACGAGGAUGGGAAAGUUCAGAGCGCCGUGUCUCUUCGUCCUGCUCAGCCUGGCUGUUCUCGUCACCGCCCGGCCCAAAGCAGGUCCUGAGCAGAAGUGUAAAUCUGGUCCGGUGGACCUGGUCUUCCUCAUCGACAGUUCUCGCAGCGUUCGGCCACACGAGUUCGAGACCAUGAGGAAGUUCAUGAUUGACAUCUUGGACACGCUGGACAUCGGACUGAAUGCCACCCGGGUGGGAGUGGUUCAGUACUCCAGCCAGGUCCGUAGUGAAUUCUCCCUGAAGACCCACGCCAAGCUGGACAGCAUGGUGAAAGGCAUCAAUCAGAUCAUCCCGCUGGCUCAGGGCACCAUGACCGGGCUCGCCAUCAGAUACGUGAUGAACGAAGCCUUCACGGCGGCGGCGGGCGACCGGCCAAAGGUCCCCAACGUGGCCGUGAUCGUGACAGACGGGCGUCCUCAGGACCGCGUGGCGGAGGUGGCCGCCGAGGCCCGAGAGAAAGGCAUCGAGAUCUACGCCGUGGGCGUGGCCAGAGCCGACAUGACGUCCCUGAGGGCCAUGGCCUCGCCGCCGUUCGAGGACCACGUCUUCCUGGUCGAGUCCUUCGAUCUCAUUCACCAGUUUGGGCUCCAGUUCCAGGACAAACUCUGCGGGAUGGAUCUGUGUCUGGAGUCGGACCACGGCUGUGAGCACAUCUGUGAGAGCUCCCCGGGCUCGUACCAGUGCCUGUGCCUGCCCGGAUACACCCUGAACGAGGACGGGAAAACAUGCACAGCCAUCGACCUGUGUGCUGAAGGGAAACACAACUGUGAGCAGAUCUGCGUCAGCUCUCCGGGCUCCUUCACCUGCGACUGCAACAAGGGCUACAAGCUCAACGACGACAAGAGGAGCUGCUCAAUGAUCGACUUCUGUUCGUUUGGGAACCACAGUUGUGAUCAUGAGUGUGUGAGUGUGCUGAAUGGCUAUCACUGCCGCUGUAACCAGGGAUUCAGGCUGCUGGAUGACGGCAAGACCUGCCAGGCCAUUGACCUGUGUGCGGAGGGAAAGCAUGACUGUGAUCAGAUCUGUGUCAGUGCGCCGGGCGUGUUCAGCUGCGACUGCAACGAAGGAUACACACUCAGUGAAGACAAGAAGACCUGCACACCCAUUGACCUGUGUGCGGAGGGAAAGCAUGACUGUGAUCAGAUCUGUAUCAGUGCGCCGGGCGUGUUCAGCUGCGACUGCAACGAAGGAUACACACUCAGUGAAGACAAGAAGACCUGCACACCCAUUGACCUGUGUGCGGAGGGAAAGCAUGACUGUGAUCAGAUCUGUAUCAGUGCGCCGGGCGUGUUCAGCUGCGACUGCAACGAAGGAUACACACUCAGUGAAGACAAGAAGACCUGCACACCCAUUGACCUGUGUGCGGAGGGAAAGCAUGACUGUGAUCAGAUCUGUAUCAGUGCGCCGGGCGUGUUCAGCUGCGACUGCAACGAAGGAUACACACUCAGUGAAGACAAGAAGACCUGCACACCCAUUGACCUGUGUGCGGAGGGAAAGCAUGACUGUGAUCAGAUCUGUAUCAGUGCGCCGGGCGUGUUCAGCUGCGACUGCAACGAAGGAUACACACUCAGUGAAGACAAGAAGACCUGCACACCCAUCGACCUGUGUGCAGAAGGAAAGCACGACUGUGAGCAGAUCUGCAUCAGCGCUCCGGGCGUGUUCAGCUGCGACUGCAACAAAGGAUUCAAACUCAACCAAGACAAGAAGACCUGCACAAACAUGGACAUGUGUAACACCGUGGAGCAUGGCUGUGAGCACCAGUGUGUGAACACCCCGGGAUCUUACUACUGUGUGUGUCCGGAGGGGCAGCUGCUGCAGGAGGACGGGAAGAGCUGCGGCACCUGUAAGUCGGCCAACAUCGACCUGGUGCUCCUGAUCGACGGCUCCAAGAGCGUCCGCCCGCAAAACUUCGAGCUGGUGAAGAAGUUUGUGAACCAGGUGGUGGACUCGCUGGAUGUGUCUGCUCACGGCACCAGAGUGGGCCUGGUCCAGUACUCCAGCCGGGUGAGGACCGAGUUCUCCCUCAACACGUUCCACACCGCCGAGGAGAUCAAAGCCGCAGUCAUGAAGGUGGACUACAUGGAGAAAGGUACGAUGACCGGUCUGGCCCUGAAGCACAUGCUGGAAAACAGCUUCUCGGAGGCUGAAGGCGCUCGUCCCGCCAGCCGGAACAUCCCCCGAGUGGGGCUGGUCUUCACGGACGGACGCUCGCAGGACGACAUCACUGAAUACGCCAAGAAGGCCAAAGAAGCCGGCAUCACCAUGUACGCCGUGGGCGUGGGCAAAGCCGUGGAAGACGAGCUGCGGGAGAUCGCCUCCGACCCCGUGGAGAAACAUUUCUACUACACCACCGACUUCAGCGCCAUCAGCACCAUCGCCGAGAACCUGAAGCUCAACGUCUGUCCAGAGGAGAGUCUGGGGGAGAUCGAGGUGAAGGACCCCUGCGCCUGUGAGAGUCUGGUGGAGUUCCAGCAGGCCACCAUGAGCAGCCUGGAGCAGAUCACACAGAAACUGGCCGGUAUGACGGUCCGUCUGGAGCAGCUGGAGAACCAGCUGCUGUCCAGGAAGUGAUGAGGUGAAGAGACCCGGACGAGGAAGAGGAGCAGAGCGAGGAAGAGGAGCAGGACGAGGAAGAGGAGGGCACAUCCAGGCAGAAAUCACCCCAAUCCAUGGAGGAAACCAAAGACGUUUCUCAGCUCCCCGACAGGAAUAAUCACAGACAGUUUCUCAACCUUUACGCUUUAAAGACAUGAAGACAGCUUCACUUCCAGUUUUCCAUCCAGAGCAGCUGUGAAGACUCCAGAAACAGCUUGGCUCACGCUGGACUCACACUGCUCCUCAACAGACAGGGAAAGUAACCAAACCGGAGAGUAUUUCACCUGGAAUCACAUCCAACUCACAGAAACUGAACCGAUCACGGUUCACUAUCUGUUUGAAGCCAGUUUAAGUUCAAUUUGUGGCGAGUUUAAGGCCAGAUCCAGUUUGAGACCAGCGGCGAACAUGAGAGGAUAUUUGAUUGAAUGAUUCUUCAAAACCACUGCAGACUUUCACAGUUAGUCAAGGCCCAGUGAAAUCAGAGCUGCAGACACACACACACACACACACACACACACACACACACACACACACACACACACACACACACACACACACACACACUUGCCUGUUUCUCUCCAUGCCCUAUUUAUACUUGAUCUGUUUUGUACGGUUUGUUAAAUAUGUUGUAUUUAUAGCAGAUUGUUUCUUUUUUACUGACACUAGAGGAACAUAUAAAGUUGUUUAUGCGACAGGAGUCAGAGUAAUGAAGUUUUUUUUUUUCUUUUUUUUAUCACCACUCCCUGUUUGGAAUCCUCUCUCGUUGGCGGUUUGAUGCUGGAGUUUAAUCUGAGGCCUGAAGAAACUGGGCUACGAUCCAAAUAAAGGGAAAUUUAAAAAGAGCUUAAAGCUUCAGUUUUCAGUCUGUGAUCAGAUUGUGACCUGUAGGGGGCAGAGUCUGCUCCCAUAGACAGAGGAAGAUCAUGAAACUGGAGCAUCUUCCCUCAUUAUUCAGCUUUCAGGAUUCAACUCCGAUCAGACUGGAGAAGUGUUACUGUGAGCAGCUGAGCCGGGACUGUGUGGGAAGAACAAUCCGGAAAGUUUAGGAAACACCGAGGAGAGCACAGCGCGGGUGAACUCCCUAUAUAACUGAACGCUGCGGUGUGUUUGUAUAUUUUAUAUAGCUUUACAUGAUCUUUUUGUAUUUUUCUAAUGAAUCUCUGUAUUACUGCACAGACGGCAAUAAAGAA